AUGCAAAGGCGUAUAUAUGGUCAUGCAACGGAUGUUGAGAUUCACCCUUUGAAUGAGGAAAAAGCUGUUCAAGCUGCUGUAGACCUUAUUGGAGAACUCUUUGUCUUCUCGGUUGCAGGUCUUCUCUUGAUCUUUGGGGUACAAAGAAGUGCUAGAUCUGAAGCACGGAAGGAGGAGCUACGAAAAAAAGAUCUAGAGGCUAUGAGGCAAAGAAAUGAUGAAUUGGCAGAAGAAGUAGAACUUCUUAAGCAUAGAUUUGAAGAACUGGAACAGCUUGCUCGGGGACGUGGACUCACUGGCAUUCUAAAUUUCAAAAACAUCAUUAGUAGUAAGGAACAUGGAAAGACAGAGAAAACGGCUUGA
This is a messenger RNA of Vicia faba (fava bean), 363 nucleotides long. The record is from the annotation of a GenBank genome assembly. Lineage: Eukaryota; Viridiplantae; Streptophyta; Magnoliopsida; Fabales; Fabaceae.